AUCCGUCAGCUGGAGCACUCUGAGUCAGCAGUAGAAUGUCUGAAAAGCCGCCAGGAAGCCCACCUCCUUAUGAGUCUGAAGAUGAAUACAAUGCAGUACCCCAACCUGCAUACUCCUAUUACCCUGAUGAUGAGUUCCAGCAUUUUUACCGGUGGUCAUCUCCACCAGGAGUCAUGAAGAUCAUGACAGUUCUUGCCAUCAUCCUUUGUGUGGGAAUUUUUGCAUGUGUGGCCUCCACCUUAGCCUGGGACACUACUGGAGGUGUGGCUGGUUUUUCUGGCAGCUAUGGAUCUUAUGGAAACUAUGGACCUUAUGGAAACAGUGGUACCUCCUUUGGUGGAGGUUUUGGGUCGGGACCAUAUUCUGGCUUUGGCUACGGAGUUCUGGGCUCACAGAAUGACCCCAGGCAAGCAAAGGGCUUCAUGAUCUUCAUGGCGAUCUUCGUCUUUGCUGCUCUCCUGGUCAUAUUCAUCUUAAUGAUCUCCCACCAGAGAUGGGCACAUAGCAGGAAGUUCUACCUGGCUGUCAUAAUCUCCUCAGCCAUCUUGGCUUUGUUCAUGUUUGUUGCCACCAUAGUCUACUUGGUUGCGGUUAACCCAAUGGCACAGACCUCAGGUUCGGUGUUAUAUAAUCAGAUAUGGGCCCUGUGUUCCCAGUACCAAGACCCCCAGGCUGCAAGUAUAAUGAUGAACCAGUACCUGUAUCACUACUGUGUGGUAGAUCCUCAGGAGGCGGUUGCCAUAGUUUUUGGGUUUUUGGUCACAUUUUGCCUUGUCAUCGUUAUGGUCUUUGCCAUCAAGACUCGGCAGAAAAUUAACAGAUUUGGCAAGGACAAUAUAGUGUGGCGUCGAGAGAAACUUGUAGAAGAUCCGAACUCUCCCCAAGAUGUGGAGGAUUGGGUUAAUAAUGUGUCUGCUGUCCCAGAGUUCAGUGAGUAUCCCGAGAAGUUUGGGGGCUCACAGAAUUAUGUGGAUGACCACAGCACAAGCUAUGAUAAACCACCUGACAGCAACAGUCUUGUGGGUGACCAUCAUGAGAUACCCCUGCAGAGUUCAGCUCCCUAUUACAGCAGCUCUGAAGCCACCAGUUCGGUAAGCCAGCCCAAGAAAAAACAUGCCAAACACCCCCGCCGGGCUGAUGCCUACCACAAGGAUGACGCAGACUAUGCGUCCUCCGGAGAUGAGCUGGACGACGAAGAUUUCACCAGUGACUUCCCACCCAUUGCCCAUGUGGAGGAGAGAGAGAGUUAUAAGCGUGAUUUUGACAUGGAUCACCAGGAGUACAAAAGCCUACAGGCAGAGCUGGAUGAAAUUAAUAAGAGGCUGGCUGAGGUAGACCAGGAACUUGAUGAACUCCAGGAAGGCACUCCACAGUUCCUGGAUGCCAUGGAUGAGUACAAUGCACUGAGGGACAAAAAGAAGAGUGGUGAUUAUCAGGGCAAGAAGAAGCGAUGCAAGUAUCUGAAGGCAAAGCUCAACCACAUCAAGAGGAUGGUGAGCGACUAUGACAACAGCGCUUGACAGGCAUGAGAGAGUCUCGGAAAGCAGACCAUUCUCCCAGAAUGGUCCAGAGCAAACACACACAGAAGCUUUGUGUCUCAUCUAAGCGUAAACUUUUACUGUUUGUUACUGGACAAUGGUAAA
This is a messenger RNA of Electrophorus electricus (electric eel), 1643 nucleotides long. It is a transcript of the gene oclna, whose product is annotated as occludin a. Gene Ontology annotation, cellular component: bicellular tight junction; cytoplasmic vesicle; apical plasma membrane. The record is from RefSeq and is a predicted model, not a curated record. NCBI's taxonomy places the organism in Eukaryota, Metazoa, Chordata, Actinopteri, Gymnotiformes, Gymnotidae. Gene Ontology annotation, biological process: bicellular tight junction assembly.